GGCUAUGACCGGUCAUCAAAUGCACACUCGGCUCAAUUGGUGAGAAAUCUGUGGUUGGGGGCAACUAUCUCCAGAUAGUGUUUGCCUAACUGAUGAGUGGGUCAGACACCGAUGAGGGUAGAGUUGACGAUGCAAGGCUGACACGUUCGAGAUCACUAAGGGUUCCGCACGUGGUUCAGGCCCUACAGUCGGGAGAUGAGAGACGGCUUUGUGCCGAAGUUAGAGCCCGUGCUCUCGCAGCAGCCAGGGAUACAGCGCUAGCUGCAAGUCAGGCGUUGGCAGAAGCAAACGCCGCAGCUAGGGAACAGGCAGCAGCAGCAGACACGGCAGCAGCAAUGGCUACCACAGCAGCAUCCUCUGCUGCAUCCUCGUCUGGGAGCCUGUUGGGAAUGCCCUCAGGACCCAUGGGUACUUCCGGAUCGGUAGGGUCUAGUCAGUCCACAAGUCAAAUGGCGGGCUCGCAGUUCAGUCCGUUGACCCCACGCGGCAGAGAGCUACUAGAGAUCCAACAAGUCGAAAGGAUCCCCGCUCGGCUAGAGAGGGAACUGAAGCAAGCUACCGAUAGAGAAAAGGAAAUAAAAAAUAGAACAGCCAGGCUUGAUGCGUUAGAGGCAGACACAACUGCACUAGAGGGUUUGGAUGAGUCAACCACGACUGACCAGAUGAAAGUGUUGAAGGCCAGCAUACUGUUGCUGCAUGCGCAUGUGGACAGUAGGCUGGACUUCAUGCAGAAUUCCUUGGACCAAAUCUUGGACCUUUUGCAAAGGCCAGGAUUACGGCCAGCAGCACAGUCGCCGUUGCCGUUAACGGCGAUGUCAGGCCCCUUUCCGGUACAACCUGGCACACAGCCAAGUGGUACGUUUGCAGCAGCCGCACAAAUUGUUGCUUCUUCUUCUUCUGUUCUAGCGGUGAUAGCUACACCAUCACCGCAACAAAUUGUUCCACCACAGGGACAGCAGCGAGGUCAAUGGUACCCAAAGACCCCAAUGAAACCGCCCCUUGCCUUCUCCGGUGAGAAGAAGGACGAGGAUCUCAACACUUGGUUGAGAAUAGUUCCAAUGUGGGUAAGGGCAAAGAGGACUUUGCAGGAGGAGGAGGUGAUUACCGCUGCAUCUUACCUUGAGGGUAAGGCGGCCAAAUGGCUGGAUGGUAUAGUAGUGAAGGCCGGGUACGAACGACCCAUGGCAGAUUGGGGUAAAACCCUUACAUUAGAAGAGUUCUUGGAUAUGGUAGAAGCUCGCUGGCACAAUCCGCAGCAGGCACAAAUUGCCACUGACGCAAUGUUGAGACUGGACCAGCGAAAGUACAAGUCAGUCAGAGAGCUAACGUCUACCAUAGAGAACCUCAUCGUCGUACCCGGUAUACGUUAUGAUGGCGGGUGUAUGCCCGAGAAUCUCAGGACCUUACUGGCCAUCGAGUAUCAUUUCUUUGAGACCUUCUCUAGAAAGGCCUUAGAUGUGAAGGCUACUCUAGGAAGUGCUCAGCCCACUCCAGUAGACGGGAGGAAGAAGAAGAGUCCACAGGAGUGGAAGAAGAAGGGGAGUCGAUUGAUGAUGGUUGAGUCUGAUGGGACCCAAACCGAGAUCGAUGAGCUUUCCGACCUGAUGGACAGUACAGAGUACGACAGCGAGGAAACCGCUGAGGGUAGCACCCUCGCCGCAGUAGUAAAGACUAAGGCAGGUGGUCGAGGAAAGGGUCAUCAAAAGAGUCAAGGGCAGACCGCCUCCAAUCAGUCCAAAGUAGCAGAUUGGGUUAAGACAGGUCUUGAUCAGGAAGUGUAGCGGGACCGUCGAGUGCGUGGCGCUUGCAUUAACUGUGAUGAAUACGGACACACCCAGUACAAGUGCAAGAACG
Messenger RNA from Chara braunii, 1854 nucleotides. NCBI's taxonomy places the organism in Eukaryota, Viridiplantae, Streptophyta, Charophyceae, Charales, Characeae. The record is from the annotation of a GenBank genome assembly.